Molecule: messenger RNA, 934 nt
Organism: Uloborus diversus
Lineage: Eukaryota; Metazoa; Arthropoda; Arachnida; Araneae; Uloboridae
Product: methyl-CpG-binding domain protein 2-like
Exons: 5
Coding region: 121-918 (265 amino acids)
Molecular function (GO): DNA binding
Source: RefSeq, a predicted model, not a curated record
GUGACCAUCAUCGUCAGUUUAGCUUUUGAUGCCGGCUACAACAGCUCAUUAGCAAUCUGUAAUUGAGUACAUCGUGAAAACAUUGAACCAUUUCAUUUUUCAUUUGGAUUCGUAAGAAAGAUGAGUAGAAAAAGUGCGAAAGGACUUCCUCCUGGAUGGAAGCGUCAAGUUAAAAUUAGGCAAAACGGUAAAACUGCUGGAAAAGAGGAUACUUAUUUAUUCAGUCCGGACAAUGUCAAGAUCAGGUCUAAAGUAGAACUGGAGGCAUACCUUAAAGAGAGGAAGUCUAAACUUACAAUCAAGGAUUUCAAUCUACCAGCUAAGAAAAUUGUAUCUGCAUCUGCAGUGAAGAAGAGCAAAGGCAAAAACACUGUUGCGGAUAAGAAAACUGCUAAAAAAUCAUUGAAGCCACAAGAUAGAAAAUCUAAGAUUAUUUCCAAGAAAACGACUACUAAGUUUGACAAGAAGCAAAAUGAUGGACAAUUGGAUCAAGUAUUUGAAAAAACUGCAAAAAAAAGCAGUGAAGCUGAUGAAUCUACUGACAAAAGUAAAGAUAAAGAGCGAGAAAAAAUAAUCCCAAAAGUGGCAAAGAAAUUUCCCAGCAAAACAGUGCGUCCAUGCAUUGUUAAUAUGGAAAAUGAGAAAGAUUUGCCGGAUUUAAAAACUAAUAAAAGAGCUACCAAUUCAUUGGAAAAUCCUAAUACUCCACCUAAAGUUGCCAGGCGCCGGGCAGAGUCUCCUGUAAAGAGUGUCACCCCAAAAAUUUCUUCUAAAAAUAAAAAAAAUUAUUGUUCAAAUGCCAGUCAUCUUUCAUGCAUUAUAUUUCAUAAUCAAUUCAUAUCUGUGGAUGUUAAUGUUGCCAAAAAAAUCAUCCUAUUUUAUUUACACAUUUGUAGUUUUUGGUGCCUUUUUAAAUAAAAAAAAAUGUUCUAUA